GUUUGUGGGGACUGUGGAAAGAGAGAGAGAGACCAAAAUCAGUAUAAAAGGGAAGCGAAAUGGGAGGAAGCACUAUCCUUCUGAAAGUUCAAAUUUUGCAAAUCAUAACCAACUGCUCCCUUCACUCAUAGCGCGAGACACAGACCAAAAAAAGCUUUUUAACGGCCCCCUUUCUUUCUUUCAACCUUUUUUCUUUUACAACUACACCUUUUUUUUUUGUUUUUGGUUUUGCCUUUCUAUCACGACGUUACAUAUAACAUCUAUCUUUUAAAAACUGUAUCAUUUUAUACAUAAGCAAACAUUUGGUUUUUCCAAUUAAACAGAAAGAGAAGAUGAUUGUGGCAGUUGGUGAUAAAGUGAGGAUAAUAGUGAGGGAAUUCGACGGCAAGAAAGAUUGCAGGGAAGUAGAAGAGGUAGAGAGAAGUUGUGAAGUUGGGCCCACCGGCAAACUCUCUCUUUUCACUGACCUUUUAGGUGACCCUAUUUGCAGAGUUCGCCAUUCUCCUGCCUUUCUCAUGCUGGUAGCAGAGACAGAGGGAAAAGAAGAGAAAAGGGGAAUAGUGGGAAUGAUAAGGGGUUGUAUCAAAACCGUUACAUGUGGGAAGAGACUCUCCAGGAACAAUCUCCCUGUUUUCACUAAAAUUGCCUAUAUUUUAGGCCUUCGUGUCUCUCCUUUGCACCGGAGAAAGGGAAUUGGGUUGAAAUUGGUGCGCAAGAUGGAGGAAUGGUUCAGGGAAAAUGGUGCUGAAUAUUCAUAUAUAGCUACUGAAAACGAUAACCAUGCUUCUGUAAAACUCUUCACACACAAAUGUGGCUACACCAAGUUCCGUACUCCAUCUAUUCUAGUGCAGCCAGUUUUUGCACACAGAGUCAAAAUAUCAACAAGUGUCACUAUAAUCAAACUCAGCCCAAUUGAAGCUGAAACUCUGUAUCGCCAUAAAUUCUCCACCACAGAAUUUUUCCCCACGGACAUUGAUUCAAUUCUCACCAAUAAACUCAAUUUGGGUACUUUUCUAGCAGUUCCAAAGGGUAACUUUUCAGGUUGGAAUGGUGUGAAUGAGUUUUUAACGAGUCGGCCCGAGUCGUGGGCUGUACUCAGUGUGUGGAACUGUAAGGAUGUGUUCAAAUUAGAGGUUCGAGGCGCAUCCAAAAUUACAAGAGGUUUAGCUAAGACGAGUCGUUUAAUGGACCGGGCUUUUCCAUGGCUUAAGGUUCCGUCAGUGCCGGAAGUUUUCAGGCCAUUUGGGCUUCAUUUUUUGUAUGGGCUUGGUGGUGAAGGCCCAUUAGCGGUGAAGUUGGUGAAGGCCCUUUGUGAUUUUGCUCAUAACUUAGCUGGAGAAUCGCGGUGUGGGGUGGUGGUGACAGAAAUAGCAAGUUGCGAACCGCUUAAGUUAGGAAUUCCUCACUGGAAAAAACUAUCUUGCGCAGAGGACUUAUGGUGCAUAAAACGAUUAGGGGAAGACUAUAGUGAUGGGUCUGUAGGUGACUGGACUAAAUCAAAGCCUGGUCUUUCUAUUUUUGUUGAUCCAAGGGAAUUUUAACUUUUUAUUGACAAUAUCUUGUGUUUUAGAAUAGGGAAUCUAAUUUAGAUGUCAAUUUUUCAUUUUUGUAGGUUCUUUUUUUUUUUUUGGAUUAACUUUAUAUAAUUGCAAAAUUAGAGGACCUUUCUUUAGAUCCCCUCUGUCAUAUGGUGGAUUUUUGUUAUCUUUGGACUCUA
This is a messenger RNA of Nicotiana tabacum (common tobacco), 1717 nucleotides long. Its product is annotated as putative N-acetyltransferase HLS1-like. The record is from RefSeq and is a predicted model, not a curated record. Lineage: Eukaryota; Viridiplantae; Streptophyta; Magnoliopsida; Solanales; Solanaceae. Gene Ontology annotation, molecular function: acyltransferase activity, transferring groups other than amino-acyl groups.